Messenger RNA from Molossus molossus (Pallas's mastiff bat), 1269 nucleotides. RefSeq names its product biogenesis of ribosomes BRX1 (gene BRIX1). The coding region runs from base 26 to 1090 and encodes 354 amino acids. Gene Ontology annotation, molecular function: rRNA binding. The record is from RefSeq and is a predicted model, not a curated record. Gene Ontology annotation, biological process: rRNA processing; ribosomal large subunit assembly. NCBI's taxonomy places the organism in Eukaryota, Metazoa, Chordata, Mammalia, Chiroptera, Molossidae. The transcript has 10 exons. Gene Ontology annotation, cellular component: nucleolus.
CCAGGCGUGGAGGCAGCGAGGCAAGAUGGCAGCCACCAAGAGGAAGCGGCAUGGAGGCUUGGCUGUCCAGGCGAAGAGGCAGAGGAGGAGCGAAAAAGGUGCCAGGCCUCCCGCUAAACAGCGCGAUAAGGCAGAGGAGGCGGAGGAAGGAGACAGAGACCGCAUCCCAGGCCCUGUUUGCAAGGGCAAAUGGAAAAAUAAGGAGCGGAUUCUCAUCUUUUCUUCCAGAGGAAUAAAUUUCAGAACAAGACAUUUAAUGCAAGAUUUAAGAAUGUUGAUGCCUCAUUCUAAAGCAGAUACUAAAAUGGAUCGUAAAGAUAAGUUAUUUGUGAUUAAUGAGGUUUGUGAAAUGAAAAAUUGCAAUAAAUGUAUCUAUUUUGAAGCCAAGAAGAAACAAGAUCUCUAUAUGUGGCUUUCAAAUUCACCUCAUGGACCAUCUGCUAAAUUCCUAGUUCAGAAUAUUCAUACCCUCGCUGAACUAAAGAUGACUGGAAAUUGUUUGAAAGGUUCUCGGCCCCUUUUGUCUUUUGACCCGGCUUUUGAUGAAUUACCACAUUAUGCUUUGUUAAAAGAACUCUUAAUUCAGAUUUUUAGUACACCACGGUAUCACCCCAAAAGCCAGCCAUUUGUGGACCACGUGUUUACUUUCACUGUUCUGGAUAAUAGGAUCUGGUUUCGGAACUUUCAGAUCAUAGAAGAAGAUGCGGCUCUCGUAGAAAUAGGACCUCGUUUUGUCUUAAAUCUCAUAAAAAUUUUCCAGGGAAGUUUUGGAGGACCAACUUUAUACGAAAAUCCUCACUACCAGUCACCAAACUUGCAUCGGCGUGUCAUAAGAUCCAUCACAGCUGCAAAAUACAAAGAGAAACAGCAAGUUAAAGAGGCACAGAAACUGAGAAAGAAAGAACCAAAGACUAUUCUUCCACAUGAUCCCACUGCGGAUGUUUUUGUUACACCAGCUGAGGAAAAACCGAUAGAAAUACAGUGGGUAAAACCAGAGCCAAAAGUCGAUUUGAAAGCAAGAAAGAAAAGGGUUUACAAAAGGCAAAGAAAAAUGAUGAAACAAAAGGUGAACAGUGGAAAUGCAAAGUGAAUCAUUGGAUAAGUCAUCCUUCAGUUACUUUAUAUUUAUUUUAAGUGUGUAAAUAUAUUUUUAUUAUUCAGGACUAUUGUACAUCUAAUUAGUGUCAUGUUUAAAAGAAAAAAAUUAAAAUCUUGUGGUUUUAGUGUUAUCUGUUUUUCUAAAUAAAAUAUCAGCAGAACUCAUCAGUU